CCUCAUUGUAUCUUCACUACUCAAACAUAUAUUCCCCCUUUCCCUAGUUUAGCUACCUACCUCAAUCUUUCUCAUGGGAAAGUUUGCCCUAGCCAAUAUCCUCUUGGUCCUUCUCUUGAACUUGAGCACUUUGCUCAAUGUUCUUGCUUGUCCCUAUUGCCCUUACCCUUCUCCCAAGCCUCCAAAAAAGCCUCCCGUUGUGAAACCACCGGUUCACAAACCACCAAAACCAUGUCCACCACCCAAGUCAUCUCCAAAACCACCCCAUGUACACCCUCCCUAUGUUCCAAAACCUCCUCACUACCCUAAACCACCAGUUCAUCCACAUCCACCCCAUGUCCCAAAACCUCAUCCAAAGCCUCCAGUGCAUCCCCAUCCACCUUAUGUCCCAAAACCACCAGUUGUGCCAGUUACACCACCAUAUGUUCCAAAACCACCAAUUGUGAACCCUCCCUAUGUCCCAAAACCGCCUGUUGUGCCAGUUACACCACCUUAUAUCCCUAAACCACCAGUUGUGACACCACCAUAUGUCCCUAAACCACCAGUGGUGCCAGUUACACCACCAUAUGUCCCUAAACCACCAGUGGUGCCAGUUACACCACCUUAUGUGCCAAAACCACCCAUUGUGAAACCACCAAUUGUUUAUCCACCAGUUGUGCCAAAACCACCAAUUGUUACACCACCUUAUGUGCCAAAACCACCCAUUGUGAAACCACCAAUUGUUUAUCCACCAGUUGUGCCAACACCACCAAUUGUUACACCACCUAUUGUGUAUCCACCUGUUGUACCAACUCCACCGGUGGUUACUCCACCCGUGGUUACACCACCAAGUCCUCCAAGUGAAACACCAUGUCCACCACCACCACCACCAGUGGUGCCAUACCCACCACCAGCACAACCAACAUGCCCCAUCGACACCCUAAAACUGGGGGCAUGUGUGGAUGUGCUUGGUGGCCUCAUACACAUUGGCAUAGGCAGCAGUGCCCAGCAGACCUGCUGUCCGGUGCUUGCAGGGCUUGUGGACUUGGAUGCUGCUGUGUGCCUCUGCACAACCAUUAGGGCUAAGAUUCUUAACAUCAAUAUCAUCAUCCCCAUUGCUCUUCAGCUUCUCAUUGACUGUGGCAAGACCCCACCAGAUGGAUUCAAGUGUGCAGAUAGUUAGUUAAUAUAUAAUUAAUUAUUAUGGAAUUGCAUAACUCAUGCAUGAAUAAAAACAAGUUGAGAAGAUCGAUGUAGUGAAGGAAUGGUCUUUCGUUUCUCUUUCAUCAAGUUGUUGUAUACCAAAGGCCAAGGACAACAUAAUUGUACUAUGACUCUAUGAGGGCCAAUAUUGGUAUACUUGUUCAAACUACAUAAUUUUCUGAUCUGCCUUGUAUACAAAGUCAUGCAAUAUUGCCAUAGCAUCUUUUUAAUUAUUUUCUCUGUUUUUCUUUGUCUAUUGCAUGUGUGGUUCUGUGUGCAUGUCAGCCUGUGUAAGCUUUCCCGUGAGUACGUUGGGAAAUGUACUAGUAAGCGAAGCUUUAGAUUUUUCUUAGAAAUGGUUAUCUUGUUUCACGUUUUCUCUUUUA
Glycine soja is the source of this 1568-nucleotide messenger RNA. Its product is annotated as 36.4 kDa proline-rich protein-like. NCBI's taxonomy places the organism in Eukaryota, Viridiplantae, Streptophyta, Magnoliopsida, Fabales, Fabaceae. Bases 74 to 1162 code for a protein of 362 amino acids. The record is from RefSeq and is a predicted model, not a curated record. The transcript is spliced from 2 exons.